Messenger RNA from Marmota flaviventris (yellow-bellied marmot), 1293 nucleotides. It is a transcript of the gene Cib2, whose product is annotated as calcium and integrin binding family member 2. Gene Ontology annotation, cellular component: cell periphery; stereocilium; cytoplasm. Gene Ontology annotation, molecular function: magnesium ion binding; calcium ion binding. The record is from RefSeq and is a predicted model, not a curated record. Gene Ontology annotation, biological process: calcium ion homeostasis. NCBI's taxonomy places the organism in Eukaryota, Metazoa, Chordata, Mammalia, Rodentia, Sciuridae.
GCGGCCGCUGAUGGGAGGCGGCGCACCCGCGGGCGAACGACGGCGCCGCAGCCACCAUGGGGAACAAGCAGACCAUCUUCACCGAAGAGCAGCUGGACAACUACCAGGACUGCACCUUCUUCAAUAAGAAGGACAUUCUCAAGCUUCAUGCACGGUUCUACGAACUGGCCCCCAACCUUGUUCCGAUGGACUACAGGAAGAGCCCCAUUGUCCAUGUGCCUAUGAGCCUCAUCAUCCAGAUGCCAGAGCUCCGGGAGAAUCCCUUCAAGGAAAGGAUCGUGGAGGCUUUUUCUGAGGAUGGCGAAGGGAACCUCACCUUUAAUGACUUUGUGGACAUGUUUUCCGUGCUCUGCGAGUCAGCUCCCCGAGAGCUCAAGGCAAACUAUGCCUUCAAGAUCUAUGACUUCAACACUGACAACUUCAUCUGCAAGGAGGACCUGGAGCUGACACUGGCCCGGCUCACCAAGUCAGAGCUGGAUGAGGACGAGGUGGUGCUCGUGUGUGACAAAGUCAUAGAGGAAGCUGACCUAGAUGGCGAUGGCAAGCUGGGCUUUGCUGACUUUGAGGACAUGAUCGCCAAGGCCCCUGAUUUCCUCAGCACUUUCCACAUCCGGAUCUGAGGACACUGCCAAGGCUGUAGGACCUGGAAGCUCACCACCCAGCUCUGCUGCCUAUACAGGUGUGGCUGCAUGCUUCCCAGGAAAGGAAUGGCAGCCUCUGGGGUUUACACCCAUGAACAUUUCCUGUGGCCCUUUCAGCAAAAAAGAAAGAAAGAAAAAACCUUAACGAGAGAAGUGGGUUGUGAGGAGUAGGACCCUUCCCAGGGCUCCCAGUGGUCCAGCCCCAGGACACAUAGCCCCUUAGCAGAUCCUUCCAUCCACCCCUCUCUCCCCAUCAGAAAUGUCCCUCCUGGGAGGAGACGGAAGAAAACCCAACAGGAAGUGGUGGGGUCUGACUUGACCAUGUGCUGGGUUGAUACCCCAGUCACCCAGAGCAAAUACAAAAAAAGAGAGAGAGAGAGAGAGAGAGAGAGAGAGAGGUCAGGCUUUUAAUGAGCUAUAUAAUCUUCUUCCAAAAUCCAAGGCUGAGCUGUGCCCCACUCUGGCCUGUUCCUCUUCCCACCACUCCCCAAUGUGAAGCUGUGUGAGCGGUGGGUCCAAAGGGCUCUGUCCCUGUCUGUCCCUGAGUUUGAGCACCACCCUAUCCAACCUCCCCAAUGAUGUGGAAUCCUCACUGGUGUGUGCUAUCCACAGAUUUGUGAACUCCUGGUAGUAAAACACUCUGUGUCCCACA